Messenger RNA from Lolium rigidum, 3532 nucleotides. RefSeq lists its product as uncharacterized. The record is from RefSeq and is a predicted model, not a curated record. Lineage: Eukaryota; Viridiplantae; Streptophyta; Magnoliopsida; Poales; Poaceae. Gene Ontology annotation, molecular function: histone binding. Gene Ontology annotation, cellular component: nucleus. The transcript has 10 exons. Bases 49 to 2865 code for a protein of 938 amino acids. Gene Ontology annotation, biological process: DNA damage checkpoint signaling; positive regulation of transcription by RNA polymerase II.
CCCUCCUGUCCUCUCGCGCCGGCGCCCAGCCGCCGACUACCCGCCACCAUGUCGACCUGCGCCUACCACUCGCCGCGCUUCUCCGAGGAUAAUGCUUGGCUUCCGCAGUGGCUUCAGCCGCAUCGGCAGCAGACGGCCGGUGAGCACCCAAGAGACAGCGCCGGCGUUUCGUCGCCGCCUUGUGAGAACUGUGUGUUUAUUUGGGACCCUGCACAAGACCAACUGGACUGUCAGAAUGCCACGGUAAAUGCUGGUGCUUACAGCGGGUUUCGUCUGCAUCUGUCGGGGAGUGAGGCUACACCUGCUGCGAGUGCUCCAACCAGCAGAGAGGCGCUGCCUUUCUCUUUGCACCUUUCUUCAGAAAGUGCAGCACAGCUGUCCUCAGUUCAAGCCGAUGUUAGCCCUCGGAUUUUAAAUUCUGGUACAUCGAAAGGACCAUUAAAGGGCUCUUAUGUUGCCGGCCAAGCACAAGAGGUCAAAGCUGUGGAUGAGGCUAAAUGCCCCAAGGAUGAUAAGCUACCAGAAGUCUGUAGAGUGGCUAGGAAGGAUAUCACUAAACCGGUUGGUGCGAGAAGGCAUCAACCAUCUGGCGGGAAGGUUGAUGUUCAGAAGCUCCGGAAUGCAGAUGCUAAUGAUGCAGUUGAGCUAUCUAUUGCUGCCUCUGAGGCUAUGGUUAUUGCAGAGAUGUUACUUAAUGAUUGCCAGCCUGAUAAGCUGACUGCAGCUGCCCUCGAAGCUGCUUUGCGUGUAAAGGAAGCUCGGAAACAGUGUUUUCUUGAGGAGACAGAACAUGACUGUGGAUCCUUUGAAAAUGGUCUGGAUGAGAGUGACUGGCUUGCAGAAUUGGAUGAGGUCGAAAUGCUUGAUGCAUUUGAAGAUGUAGGCCUGUCAACUGUUCAAGCAGCCUGUUCAUCUCAAGACCGCGACACAACUGAUCUGAAACAGCUCAUGUCUCCUAGUUGUGCCCCACGUGAUCUAGAAGCACACAACUUAGACAUUUGUUCCUCCGGAGAGCAAAAUAGAAAAUGGCAUAGCCAAGAUGCUAGUACCAAUGAUCAUGUAGCUGAUUCUCUGGCAAAUAAUAACUCAGCUGGUACACUACUGAAAGAAUCAACUUCAGGAUGUGAUUCUGCGAAGCAAAUAGCUCUAGAUGAAGCAAUCUCAUGCUCAAGAAAUAAGGAAACUGCUUUCCAGAUGUUGACGCAAAACAACCAUGUCACUCCAGUAAGAGGUCAACAUAUCAUUAAGGAAGGUGGAAGAACUGAAGAAGCGGCAAAGGUUAUUGGUGGUACAAGGAAACAUAUAAGAACUAGCUUCAUCUCUGAGUCAAUGGAUAGCAUUUAUGAGUGCUCUCCUGCACCUAGAGCGAUAUCCACAGAAAUGGUCGCGUCUUCAAGAGCAUCUUUCCCCCAAGACACUCAAGGUUUCUAUGGAGAGAAUCAAAGUGCAGAUUCAGGCUAUGAAGUAGUAUGUUCAAGCUUACCACUUGAGGAUCCUCUCUGUUCAUUUGUUCCAUGCAGCAUAUCUUGCAAUGAAGUUUCCGCUAGUCAAGCUCCUGAAUGCAAACAGAGGAACGGGGAGGAGAGAGAACCAAUACGUUCAAAGGAAUCUCUGGAGAAAGACCUAGAUGUAGAAGCCACUCCGUCUUCUGUGCCAUUAGAUAAGGUACCAGAAUCUAAUGCACGGAGGCGCAGAAUAUACAGUUCACUCAGGCCUUUUAGCAUGAUAGGACCUAUAUCGAACAUAUCGGGAGGUAGUGCGACUCGUAAUGAUGUUAAUGUAGCAGUUUGUCAGAAGGAGAGAUGCGCGCCAGUAAUCUUAAAUAAGAAGAUACAGCGUGUGCAAGCUUCUAAUCAAUUCACAGAAAACAAUGCUGAAGCUGGAAGCUCGAAAGAUUUUUCUUUGGCUCAGAAGAAGUCAUCUUGUGCUCAGGAUGAUAAUGGACAUCAAUCCCCAACGUAUUUGAAAGCUGUCAAACAAGGCCUUAAAAGAAAAGGUCCCGAAUUGCUUAAUGCUAAACUUAGUACUAGACAAACCAAGAGCAGAAGGGUUAAAUCUCGAUUCAGUUGGUCUGAGAGCAGAAUUGCUGACAUGCGGGAGCCCAGGGAAAACAUUUUCAAAAAAGAAACCAUAUUUCAUGGGCUAGAGUUUUUGUUGACUGGAUUUCAAAGUCAUAAGGAAAAAGAGGUUGAGUCUGUAAUACGAAAGUUUGGAGGCUGUGUUAUUUCUAAAGUGCCACCCUGUCCAUUUGAUAAAAAAACCAAGCUUGCAGAGCUUGUGAGGUGGAAGCCUCCCAUAGUUCUUUCCCCUAAAAAGGUAUCGACAGCUAAGUUCUUAUAUGGUUGUGCUACCGAUUGCUGGAUUUUGAAUCCUAAUUGGCUUUUUGAUUCUCUUCAAGCAGAUGUCCUGUUGCCAGCAGGAAAGUAUUUCAUUCGACAAAGGCAUACAAUGAAGGAAAGUUCAACAUUUGGCCAGCCACUUCACCUAAGAAGUAAUAAGUUGGUAUUUCGUGGUGUAGGAUUCUUGAUCCAUGGAAAAAUCAGCUUCUGUUCGAAAUUUUCCAACAUUAUCAAGCAUGGAGGUGGCCAAGUUUUUGUAUCUCUUCAAGGAUUAAUACAAAGCUUGAAGGAUAAAAGUUCUACACAUGGAAUCAUUCUUGUUUCAAAUGAGGCGAGUGCAUCACGCCAUCUAAGCCAUUGUGGGCUGGAACAUGAUAUAAAAACAGCGCCAGCAAGCUGGAUCAUAGGCAGUCUAUUUUCUGGGAAACUGAUUCCCCUGAAGAAAGACCGCUGCGCUUCAUUCCGCCGGAUUAAGAUGCCAUCAUUCCAACAGAACCAUGCGUUUGACAUGAGUCAAGAAAUAUAAGAAUCCAGAUCUGUUGCACAGCACUGUGGUCUCUUCCUAUGAGAACCUUGAAUAGUUCCUCUGAAGAAAUGCCUGGCCUUAAGCACAUUCCUUACCAUGAUCCUCUAUUUGCCAACAGAGUUCCAAUUGCAUGUUCCUAUCACAGAUUUGGAUUUGUCCAUAGCGCACGCGCUAAGGCUGACACCUGAUGCCUUUGCAAUUACAGAUAGGUGUCUGACGCUGCAGCACCUGUAAUGUUGAUAUGGUGUACAGCUGUCUAUUUUUCAAGUAGACCAAGGGCACGCUAAGCAUCCAUCUUUUAUCCACAUUGCUCAUUUUAUUGAGGGCGAGUGUUUUCAUUUCUUGAAGAUGAUGAUAUUCACUGGAGACUGCAUAGUGCAUACAGCUUACAAAUCGGCAUCUGGGCAGAAUUAUAGUCCAGAACAAGCGAGGACAUGCGUCUGCAGAUGGGAGUCCCAGACUCAAGUGUAUAUCAACAGGGGAAAGAGAUUGCUCAUAUCAAGAUGCGUCUGUAUUUUUAACAAUCCUUUUUUUAGUGAAUGAGAAUGCUUGUUGUAUUUUUAAGAAUGCUUGUUGUUGUUGUUGUUGUUGUUGUUGCUGCUGCUGUAAGCUGUAAAUACAAAUAUUAGAAAAUAUAUACAAAAGCGUCGCUGAUUUAGUUCUUUUA